AGCAGAAGUGUCUUUCUUUUGAUUUUUACUUGGUCCGCACAUUUUGAAUGCGAAGUUCAUGCAGCGCAUUUUAUUACUGUACGAAAAAUAAAGCUCGUGCACUAAUCGAAAGGUGGAAUGCUGAUUUUUUGAAUUUUGCUGGUUUGAGGCGCUGCUCCUAACCCCGGCUCGUGCAAGAUCAACUGACAUGGCUGAAGGUAGCAGUACAGCCCUGCUGAAAAACAUUUCAUCUGGAUAUCAGGACGAGGAUGGACUCCGGAUUCCCUGGGUGGUAACUUUGCUGGCUACGGUUCUUAUCACAACCAUCGUGGUAGACAUAUUAGGCAACCUGUUGGUCAUAGUCUCGGUCUUCAGGAACAAGAAACUCAGGAAAGCAGGACAUGCCUUUGUGGUUAGUCUGGCUGUAGCAGACCUGGUGGUAGCCAUCUAUCCGUACCCUCUGGUUCUCUCUGCCAUUUUCCAUGACGGCUGGAGCCUGGGCUACAUCCACUGUCAGAUCAGUGGUUUCCUGAUGGGGCUGAGCGUUAUCGGCUCCAUCUUCAACAUCACGAGCAUCGCCAUCAACCGCUACUGCUAUAUCUGCCACAGCCUCAAGUACGACAAGCUCUUCUCUAACAAGAACACCGUCUGCUACGUGAUCCUGGUAUGGGUCCUCACCAUCCUGGCCAUCGUGCCGAACUGGUUCGUGGAGUCCCUGCAGUACGACCCCCGCGUCUACUCCUGCACCUUCGCGCAGUCCGUCAGCUCGCUGUACACAAUCACUGUGGUGGUGGUCCACUUCAUCCUGCCCAUUAGCAUCGUGACUUACUGCUACCUGCGGAUCUGGAUCCUGGUCAUCCAGGUGAGGCGACGCGUCAAGCCGGACAACCGCCUCAAAAUCAAGCCCCACGACAUCCGGAACUUCCUGACCAUGUUUGUGGUGUUCGUGCUCUUCGCCGUGUGUUGGGCACCACUCAAUUUCAUCGGGCUGGCGGUGGCCGUGAACCCAGGUCUGGGCCUCGCCAUCCCAGAGUGGCUUUUCACGGCCAGUUACUUCAUGGCUUACUUCAACAGUUGUCUCAACGCUGUCGUGUACGGGGUUCUGAACCACAACUUCCGAAAGGAAUACAAGAGAAUCGUAAUGUCCAUUAUUAAGCUGCCUUGCUAAAAACAAAAGUGGAGAAAAACUAACCUGCAAUUUUGUGGUCAGGAAACAUUGAAGAGUAACAUUGAGUGUAAUUAUGUAAGACGAUCAUAGUUAAGAGCAUGCUGAAACAAAAAAACAAAAUGUAGAUAAGAAAAUGCAGUAUUUAUGUCAUGUUUUAUUGUAUCUUUCACAUGGUGUCAGUGCAUUAUGGGAACUUGAACAUUUAUUCAGUGCAUUAUGGGAACUUCGAACAACUUGUUUAUUAUUCGGUCACUUGGCUGUUUUAUGGUUGAUAUAAAUAAACAGAUAAUCCUAAGUGUAAGGCCUAUCAAGGCUUAAAAUUGCAUUGACGUUUAUAUUCACCAAAAGCAGCCCCGCCCCCCUCCUCCCCCUCCCCUUACAACAUGCUUCUACAGGCAUCAUGGAAGAACGGGUUAGGAAGUAAGAAUGUUGACUACAAACUCCAUUUCAACUCACAAACCACAACAGAAAUUACCUUAUAUAUGUAUUGGUAUAGUGCCAAAAGACAUUCAUUAGUACAACAAUAAAAAAGAAAGAGAAAAACGCUAAAAUUAGAUGUUUAAUCAACCAUCUGAAUUAUUUUAAAACCACACUGAAAUGGCUUAAGUGCUGCCCUUGGUCCAAUCAGCAAAAGGCAACUCCAGGCUCAAUGAAACCAAAGUCUGAUAGGGGAUUCAGAAGUGAUUAACUCUCUUUUGAAAGCUAAAUCCCUCCAGUAUCUUUAUCCCAACACAUGCACUACACACGUUUCUGUGGUCUGCCUUGUUGUUCUACCAAAUGCAGAACUCCAGAUAAUGGGGAUGCAAUUCAUUUCCGAUUCAUGGUUUAGCACCUUGAAUUUGUAAGGAUAAAACCAUUCAUACUCUAAGCUUUUUAUAGCAUUAAAACAUUAGAUUUAACAUACAAUUGUUGUAGACAUCUCCGUACCGGCAAUACAUCUUUUAGUAGUAUUUUUUAACAUGCUUUUCCAGAGGUUAUACUAUGCAUUUACCGUAGUUUACCAUGUUUUUUUUAUAUGCUUUACCAGACCUCUCUGUGCUUUACAAUGCUUCCCUAUGCUUUACCUUUGCUUUCUGACCCUUUGCUAUGAGUAGUACAAUAAAAAAUAAAAUAAAGUCAGCCCAGCCUCCCAAUCAUGCAAAUACAAAAAUCAUUUUUUUUAUUGGCAAAUGACAUAUCUUUAACUGGCAAGCUAAAGCUCUGAGUGUGUGCCCCCACAGCUAUCGGCAUGUUCAGAGGAGGCACUUAAAGCUUGAUGACUAUGGCUUCUAAUAUCCAAGGGAAUAAAAAAAGGCCCUUUGACAGCGGAUGCAGCAAAACAUCCUAACUGAUCCGAAGGAUGCCAUCCAUCUACAAGUGUGAGAAACCGUGCAUACUUAUCUUGUUACCUUGACUUUGAAAAACUUCAUUGAGUCUGCAGGCAUCAGCUGCAAAGCCCUGAAAGAAACCAUAACAAAAUGAACUAGUCUGUGAAUUGCAUUUUAACACAGCAGCAUUGGAAAGUGACUUACAGGGUCGUUUCCCUACCCUACAUUUCAUAGCGUGACAAUCAGUGUUUGAGAAGUGGAUGCCUGUGUCAACCAGCAGACAGCCAUAAAGGUUGGGCCAUUUAAAACAGUAGAGGGUGGAUCUGAGUGCAUGACCCCUGAGUGCUUAGAUUGUAUUUGACAAUUAUUCUGUGCAAAGUUACAAUGCAGAUUGUAUAAAUGACUGAAAGCUGGUUAGAUUAAAAACCUGGACUGCUAAAGGCUCUUGGGCACAAUCCAAUAAUGCAUUUAGAAGUUCCCAUAAUGCACCAUUCUGUAAAUUGGUUCUACAAAGGCCGCCACUUGCCGAGUUUUGAUUAGUUCACCUGUCUACCAUUUCUGCAAAGAUCCUUGAAAUUAUUUUGCUGAAAUAUGUAAUUUAGUUUUUUCAACACUGGGCUUGCCAUCUGUACUAUACUGCGAUAAUCAACUGUAUACAUCAAAGCAGUGUCAUCAUCUACUGCACUUAUAUCCACUUCAAACACUCAAUUCAGAAACUCUUUUGAUCAUCCUGUACCCUAUAGGAAUAACGCAUAGAUGUAUUUGAGCAGCAAUCCCAGGAUGAGCACAGAUAGGGGAUUGAUGCAACCCAUUGCUGUCAGAUGCUCCAAUAAAACAUACAGCUGUGGCUUAUGUCAGCAGGGGAAUAGGCUGAUUAAAUAAACUCUUAAGUCAAGUAGACAAGCCAUUUUGGCUAAUGCUUUGAUAUUGAAAAAUUAAGAUAAGCCAAUAAAAACCCUGAUAUUGCAGGUCGCCCUGGGCGGAGUUUGGAACAUUGUUGGAACCAUUGUAUCAAUGCUAAGAAUGUUCAUAUUUACAAUAUUAAAAAAUAAAAGAGCUAGAAGGUAACCACCAGAUUUAAAUGUUACACAUUUAUGUUAAAUUAGUCAUAUUUUUAACUGCCUGUAUCAGACUAAAAGCUGUGACCCAGGCCUCUUUGUAACAUAACAUUUUAUCACAGCACACACACAGGGACAAGACCUUAAUUACUAAUGUUCACCAUGUUACUGUUUAUCAUUAAACGAAUCAUUAAAAAAAAGUACAUUGAAUGUAAAUAUUCUAGUCACACAAGGGCAUAACUUAGUUCUUUGACUUCCUUCUCAGGAACACUGAAUAGCAAUAUUCUUUAAUGGUACCAUUCCCAACACCACCAUCUGGUCUCAUUGUAUGCUCAUUUUCAGUCAAAAUAGUCUUUGCAAUUCACCCUGAGUAAAAUUAACCAAAUAAGCUAAGGCAAGGAAAGGAAUACAUUUCGAUGUCUUACUGCAGACACACACAGAGUAUAUAAAAAAAACUAAUAACAAGCAGUGAAGUCUUUAAAUUAGCCAUACAAGUUGUUUUACAAAUUGCAUCUUAGUGUAAAAACCUUGAGAAAGAUGACCCAUGAGGGGAUCAAAAUAAUAUCACUCAAGAUAUGUUAAGCACUCUCAUGUUGUUGGUUUCUCAUUUUGUAACAUGGAAUUGUGUCCCUUUCACUUACAGAAUUUUAUUUUACUGCAUAAUGUUCUUCUAUUUCCUGAGGGGGAAAAACACCUGUUAAUAACAACUGAUUCAUUGUUUUGUUUUGGUUUUGUAACUUUAACAUAGUUAUUUUCCCUUUUCAAAAAAAAAAAAUUAAAAACAGAAUAAAUGAUAGACUUGCGUAAACGUAACAGGCCCUGCUAGUGGUACAAAUGUUUACUGUAGAGCCCACAAGCACAAAGACAGGCACACACACACACACUCUCUGCUAGAACUUUUGCAGUGGUGUUUACCUUCCCAGGAGGAUGUGUGUUAUGUUCAAAGUGUGGAAACUACUCUGUGGUUUUACAUCAGUGGGACAGCACGCUGACUAGUUCUGCAGACUGUUCUGAAACAAACGAAAGUUUAAACUGUAAUUCCCUCUGCGCUUGAGCUGUGAAAAAACACUUCUUUAUAAAUAAUCAUCUUACAAAUGAAAGGAAGGAAGAGAAGCAAAAAUCCUGUUUUCUAUUGCCUUUUCAUUUUAAGGUUUUUACAAUGGAAGAUUGUGAUGAACAGUUAUAAAUGAAGACCAGGCUGCAUGUUGUCUGAAGACUUAAACAACAGCUUCAAUAAUCUGAAGAUAUAACAUAAGUAUAUUAGGGGAGCCAUGAAAGUACAAUUGCCUGCUUGUCUUGACCUAAAAUGUUUGGUUUUGAAUGGAGCAUUAUGGGAUUGAAUACUUACAAACUGCUACAAAUAAACCCAUCUUGCACUUGUGUUAAUCAAAACUCAACAGUGACGUCAUUAGAAGAUUCAUUCAGUCAAGGAAGACCACACUGUGACAUUAAAGAUCUGAAGUUGAUGCAGACUUGUAUUUGUAGUCCACUUAGGCCAUGGACAUUACAUUUUAGCAUCAUUACACUCUUCCUUUUUUUCAGGUUAAUAUUUGCAGCAGCGCCCUGUGGUACACUUGCUCAUCCAGAAAAUGUGCUUUAUACUGUACAGGCAAAUCAAGAGGAAAGCAAUGUGUGGUUGUCUUCAUUAAGCCGUAUACCCUUCAGAGACUACCAUCACAGAAACGCUUGCAGUGUCAUGACAACAAGGCGUCUUUGCUCUGUGUUUCUCUUUGGUUUUAUUUCUAAUGAUAC
Acipenser ruthenus (sterlet) is the source of this 5264-nucleotide messenger RNA. RefSeq names its product melatonin receptor type 1A-like. Gene Ontology annotation, biological process: G protein-coupled receptor signaling pathway. Lineage: Eukaryota; Metazoa; Chordata; Actinopteri; Acipenseriformes; Acipenseridae. The record is from RefSeq and is a predicted model, not a curated record. Gene Ontology annotation, molecular function: melatonin receptor activity. The transcript is spliced from 2 exons. Gene Ontology annotation, cellular component: membrane. Bases 188 to 1147 code for a protein of 319 amino acids.